AUGACUCCUGGCCUUACAGAGGAAGCCUUAUGUCAAUUAGGAGGAGAAUUUGAUAUAUUUAAUCUAAUAUUUGAUGACAUAUUUUGGAACAAUAUUGUGACCGAAACUAACCAGUAUGCAGAUCAAAUACGAGAAAAUCCACAUAGAACACGAGAAAUCGACGACGCUUGGUUUCUUGUAGACUCUACCGAAAUGAAAAGAUAUUUCGCCUUGACCAUUAUAAUGUCACAGGUAAAAAAAACAGUAAGAAUCCAAAUGAAUUGGUCGAAGAGGGCUGUUAUCGAAACGCCCAUAUUUAGAAAAUCAAUGCCUUUGAAGAGAUAUCUAUUUAAUUACAAGGUUUUUCUCAAACAAUAAUCUGAUACCGAUAAAAUGAGCAAGAUUAAACCUGUUAUUAAUUUUUUGAACCAAAAAUUUAAAGAAGUGUAUAUAAUGAAAAAAGACAUUUCUAUUGAUGAAUCGCUUAUGAAAUUCAGGGGGCGUCUAUCGUAUAAGCAAUUCAAUCCAUCCAAAAGGGCAAGGUUUGGCGUCAAAAUUUAUAAAUUAUGUGAGUCAGGCUAUUGUUAUCAAUUUAAAAUAUAUACCGGCAACGAUAAAAUACACUGUGAUGACAGCGCUUCGGAAUGUGUUGUCAAAGAGCUUGCUGAGUCAGUGCUGUACAGGGGUCACAUUUUAUACAUGGACAAUUGGUAUUCUUCCCCAAAAUUACUUAUGACGUUAUCACAUAAAUAUAAAACAAAUGUAGUUGGCACAGUACGUUCGAAUAGGAAGAAUAUGCCAAAAGAUUUGUGCAGUGUAAAAUUAAAAAGGGUAAUAAGAAGCUGCAACCGAAUACUCGCUAUAAAAUGGAAAGAUAAGCGAGAUGUAUAUAUGAUGUCGACAAAACAUGAAACAGUCGAAAUUAUUUCACAAAGAUCCAACCACACCCUAAAACCGAGUUGUAUUGCAGAGUAAAACCACGGAAUGAACGGAAUUGAUCUCCAAGAUCAAAUAUUGGCAUGUUUUCUGAUGCGGAAAUACAUGAAAGGAUACAAAAAAUUUUUUUUUUAUCUAUUUGAUAUUGGUCUUUUUAACUCCUACAUUUUAUGGAAAAACCUGAAUGAUGGAAAAGAGCAAUGCUAUGUCGACUAUAGGAUCAAUAUAGCCGAAUCUCUAUUGAAGAAUAUGCCAAAACCGAUUUAUAGAGAACGAGGCGUAUCAUCUGUCGGAGAUGCGCCAGACAGACUGUACGCGAAGGACUGGGCUCAUUUUCCAAAGCACAUUGAUCCAACACCCUCUUAA
Molecule: messenger RNA, 1281 nt
Organism: Apis florea (little honeybee)
Lineage: Eukaryota; Metazoa; Arthropoda; Insecta; Hymenoptera; Apidae
Product: piggyBac transposable element-derived protein 4-like
Source: RefSeq, a predicted model, not a curated record